This is a messenger RNA of Branchiostoma floridae (Florida lancelet), 1556 nucleotides long. Its product is annotated as polycystic kidney disease 2-like 2 protein. Gene Ontology annotation, cellular component: membrane. Lineage: Eukaryota; Metazoa; Chordata; Leptocardii; Amphioxiformes; Branchiostomatidae. The record is from RefSeq and is a predicted model, not a curated record. The coding region runs from base 142 to 1350 and encodes 402 amino acids. Gene Ontology annotation, biological process: detection of mechanical stimulus. The transcript is spliced from 5 exons. Gene Ontology annotation, molecular function: calcium ion binding; calcium channel activity.
CGAGGCUGGGAUGUUCAACCAGGGAACAUCUCUAGUACCAGUUGGCGAUUCCUCUUUCCUGCCCUCUCUAACCACCCCAACUACUCAUCUGACUGCAACAACAUUCACUCUCUCGACUUCCCUCUUGGCUAUGGCACCGCUAUGUCGUUCAUUAAUGCUUUGAAAGAUUCCGAGUAUUUAGAUAAAUACACAGAGUCCUUUACAAUUGACAUCAACUUCUACGACCCCAAUUUGAAGCUGUUCAGCGUUGUGCACAUGGCCAUAGACCAUUCUGAAAUUGGCAGUCUCAUGCCAGAAGCAAAAACCACGUUGUUUCGAUUGUUUCAAUACGAAAGCGCUAAUGACUACACUAGUCUGUUUCUGCACAUCGUAUUCACACUUCUCUUCUUAGUCAUACACUUCAAGGAGGUUAAGUCAGUGGUAGAUACAGGGUGGGUGUAUUUUACUUCUCCGUGGAAUGCUGUUGGAUGGUUCAGCCUCAUCUGUACGGCAACAACCAUCUCCGUCUUCAUCAAGCGGUACGCCGUGGCUGCUGAUACACUCGCCUUGGUGGCCAGGAGCAAUGGAGAUCUGGGAUUUCAAGAGUUUGUGGACCUGACAACCGCUGCUUGGUGGGAUGCUUGUUUCAAACACGUCUUGGGUAUCACCGUCUUCAUCAACACCAUCUCCUUACUGCGCAUCGUCCGCUUCAGUCAAACGAUCGGCAAACUCCUGGCUCUACCCGGCAUCAUGAAGGAGGAAAUCUUGUCGUUCUCGGUCGUUGCUGUAGUUGCCUUCACGGCCUUCAUCAGCUCCGGGUACCUUGUGUUUGGGAGCCACAUAGAGUCGUACUCGGACCUGUACCAAACAACAUACGCGCUAUUUGAGAUGAUGCUUGGCAGGUUUUUUGCCAAUGAAAUGCUGGAUUCCAACCCCAUUACCGGGCCGAUCUUCUUCUCCACAUUCAUGAUCUGCAUCUUCAUCCUCCUGAUGAACUUCCUCAUGACCAUCAUCUGUGACGCCAUUUCCGCUGACGUUGACGUCACCCAUGACCGUGAACUUGCCGAUCACGUGUGGAGGAGCUUCAAUGCCAUGUUGGGUUUCCACAGCCCACCAAACAAUCAGGACAAAGCAGGUGAACCGAAGCUGGAAGAGCUGCAAGCUAACCUACGCCUUCUUCAGGAUGGACUUGAUGAAAGCUUGGACAUCUGUAACUCCAUCCUUCCACGGGACGACCGGGGCCGUGUCAACGUCAGAACACGAAAAUGCCAAACACGUGCCUCUCAGAAGCAGUCCUGUCCAGUCAUUGAUACUGAGUGUAAAGUGACAAUACAUAUCGAACCAGCAUCAGAUACGGAUUCAGAGGUCUAAAUAAUGUCAUUUUACCUACCGUCAUUCAUAUCUGGCUGUAAAUAUGUUUAAUGGCUUGAAUUGGAAGCUUGUAAGCACAUUUGAUUUGUAUGUCUGUGAUUAAAAUAACUCGUACUGUAUAAAUUUCAUUGAGAUAGUUUUGAACUGUGUUAUAAAAUGUUUUGAUAGGACUAUAUAUAAGCAGUUUUCUAAGUAAUUAUAAUGAU